AUGGGACGCGUCCUGCCGUCUCCGACCAGCCUCGCUGACCUUAACCAGAUGCUGUUUGUUCCUGCAGGCUGUGGAGGCCCAGUCACCGCUCCGGCAGGUGAGAUCCACUCACCGCUGUAUCCGGCCAGCUACCCCAACAACGUGGACUGUUCCUGGGUGAUCAGUGUGGAAGUCAGCCACCGAGUCCUCCUGAACUUCACUGACCUGGACAUUGAAUACCACACAAACUGUACCUGGGAUUAUGUAGAGAUCCAUGAUGGUUCCAGCGCUUCCUUUCCUCUGCUGUCCCGUGUUUGUGGCUCCAGCACUCCUCAGCCCAUAACCUCCACCACCAACACCAUCUAUGUCCGAUUUCGGUCCGAUUCUAGCAGCAACCAUCGAGGGUUCAGCGCUAGGUUCUCUGAAGCUUGUGGAGCAACGAUCACAGCAGAUGAUAUUGGUGGAGCAAUUUCAUCACCUCGGUACCCAGAGAUGUAUCCGCCCAACCAGAACUGCAGCUGGAUCAUCAAAGCACAGGAGCCAUUCAACCAUGUCACCCUGUCCUUCACUGACUUCGAGCUGGAGAUGCUAAAUUCCAACUGCUCACAUGAUGCCGUGGAAAUUCUUGAUGGAGACAACUACCAGGCGCCUUCUAUCGGGCGAUACUGCGGCGAUGAAAUACCCCAUCCUGUGACGUCCUUCAGCAACUCUCUGGUGGUAAACUUCAUCUCUGAUCACUCAGUGUCCAGGAGAGGAUUCAGGGCGGUCUACUCUGCCUCCACCUCCAGUUGUGGCGGCGAUCUGGUGAUGCAGAGCGGGGCCUUUAACAGCCCCAACUAUCCAGACGCCUAUCCUCCAAACAUGGAAUGUGUUUGGACCCUGAGGAGCUCACCAGGGAACCGUAUCCAGCUCUCCUUCCUUAUGUUUCACCUUCAGGGAAGCUGUCAGAACGACUACCUGGAAAUCAGAGAAGCAAACUCUUCUGGACCUGUUGUUGGUCGGUUCUGUGGGGCGGAGCUUCCCUCCAACUACACCUCUGUGAGCGCUCACAUCCUGUGGGUGAAGUUCGUCUCAGAUGAAUCAGUGAGCGGGGCCGGCUUCAGAGCCACUUUCUCACAUGUGUAUGGCGUUGAUCUGAUCGGGGAAUCGGGUCAGGUUGCGUCUCCGCUGUAUCCCAGGAAUUAUCCUAAUGAUGCCGAUUAUCGAUGGACCAUAACGGUGGAGGGAGACAACUACGUCCAGAUCCGCUUCCUGGACAUGGAUAUAGAGGACCUCUAUAACUGCUACUAUGACAAGCUGAAGAUAUUUGAUGGCCCAGAUGUUUACUCCUUCCCUCUCGGGAGAUUCUGUGGUCUGAACCUGCCCGAUCCAGUGAGGAGCUCAGGAAGCACCGUGACUCUGCACUUCCAGUCCGAUUCCUUCAUAGCAGGAAAAGGCUUCCUGCUGGAGUGGACGGCUGUGCAGGACUCUGGACCACCACCCACUAUCCCACCAGGUGCCUGUGGUGGACUUCUCAUGGCCGGUUCUGCUCCUGCUUUCCUCUUUUCCCCGGAAUGGCCUGAAAUCUAUCCUCCUAGCCAGGAGUGUACGUGGCUGAUUCGCGCCGCUGACUCCAUCGUAGAGCUGAACAUCUUGUCUCUGGAUGUGGAGGGAUUCCCACCCUGCCUCUAUGACAGCCUCAUCAUCAGAGACGGGUCCACCAGUCUGUCCCCAGUGCUAGCCAGUGUGUGUGGCAGGGAUCCUCCAGGCUCCAUUCACUCCUCAGGGGACUCCAUGUUCAUCCACUUCUCUUCAGACAGCAGCAUCGGCGGCCGAGGCUUCAACGCCUCCUUCUCCAAAGGUUGUGGCGGCUUGCUGCAUGUGGACCGGGGGGUUCUGAGCAGUCCUCACUACCCCCAGAACUACUCCCCUGGUCUGAACUGUAGCUGGCAUGUCAUGGUCACACCAGGCUUCCGGGUCUCUGUGGUUUUCCAAAGCCCCUUCCAGAUUAACGGCUACGGCACCGCAUGUAGCUCUGGAGACUACCUGGAGCUCAGAAACGGCCCAGAUGGUUCGGCUCCACUCCUGCAUGAACGUAUCUGUGGUGCAAACCCUCCACCCAUCCUCCAAACCACAGACAACCACCUCUAUGCUCACUUUGUGUCUGAUGCCAGCAACGAGGCCACUGGCUUCAAACUGACCUUUGAGGCACAUAGUCAAGCCUGUGGAGGCUUCAUAGUGGUCAGGGAUGAAGACCCUCCAGGAUACAUCACCUCACCCAACUACCCAGAGAACUACCCUCAAAACGUGGACUGCAUCUGGGUCAUAACCGUCCCCAACGGAGAAGCUGUCCAGGUGGACUUUGAGGACUUCUACAUCGAGCCCACCUCCAGCUGCUCCUACGACUACCUGGAGCUCAGAGACGGUUCGUCUUUGAACUCGGACCCGAUCUCCCGGCUGUGUGGCAGCACCAGACCCUCCACCCAACAUUCCAAGGGUUCCUCCAUGCUGCUGCGCUUCCGUACCGACACCAGCGUCACGCACAAAGGCUUCAAGGCCCGCUACUCCAUAGCAACGUGUGGAGGAACCUACAUAGGUGAGACAGGGGAGAUCCACAGCCCUGGCUUCCCUGCAUCCAGCUACCCUCAGGACUCCAGCUGUGAGUGGUACCUGGAGGGGCCCACGGGACACUACCUGAGCCUGAGCUUCAGUAACUUCAGCCUGCAGAGCAGCCCUGGAUGUUCUGCAGACUAUGUGGAGGUCAGGGAGUACAACGCUACAG
Molecule: messenger RNA, 2740 nt
Organism: Cyprinodon variegatus (sheepshead minnow)
Lineage: Eukaryota; Metazoa; Chordata; Actinopteri; Cyprinodontiformes; Cyprinodontidae
Product: cubilin-like
Exons: 16
Source: RefSeq, a predicted model, not a curated record